Budorcas taxicolor (takin) is the source of this 309-nucleotide messenger RNA. It is a transcript of the gene CXCL10, whose product is annotated as C-X-C motif chemokine ligand 10. Gene Ontology annotation, cellular component: extracellular region. NCBI's taxonomy places the organism in Eukaryota, Metazoa, Chordata, Mammalia, Artiodactyla, Bovidae. Gene Ontology annotation, biological process: neutrophil chemotaxis; inflammatory response; cellular response to lipopolysaccharide. Bases 1 to 309 code for a protein of 102 amino acids. Gene Ontology annotation, molecular function: chemokine activity; CXCR chemokine receptor binding. The transcript is spliced from 4 exons. The record is from RefSeq and is a predicted model, not a curated record.
AUGAACAAAAGUGGUUUUCUUAUUUUCUGCCUUAUCCUUCUGACUCUGAGUCAAGGCAUACCUCUCUCUAGGAAUACACGCUGUACCUGCAUCGAGAUCAGUAAUGGAUCUGUUAAUCCAAGGUCCUUAGAAAAACUUGAACUGAUUCCUGCAAGUCAAUCCUGUCCACGUGUCGAGAUUAUUGCCACAAUGAAAAGGAAUGGGGAGAAAAGAUGUCUGAAUCCAGAAUCUAAGACCAUCAAGAAUUUACUGAAAGCAAUUAACAAGCAAAGGACUAAAAGAUCUCCUCGAACACAGAAAGAGGCAUAA